Messenger RNA from Eubalaena glacialis (North Atlantic right whale), 6040 nucleotides. RefSeq names its product ubiquitin specific peptidase 37 (gene USP37). NCBI's taxonomy places the organism in Eukaryota, Metazoa, Chordata, Mammalia, Artiodactyla, Balaenidae. The transcript has 26 exons. The record is from RefSeq and is a predicted model, not a curated record. Gene Ontology annotation, biological process: protein deubiquitination. Bases 352 to 3297 code for a protein of 981 amino acids. Gene Ontology annotation, molecular function: cysteine-type deubiquitinase activity.
UCUGGAGUUCGCCCCGCUGCUGCUCAGCCCGCCCCCAUCCUCGCGACGCCCCCUCUGGCCUCACAGCUGAGUUGAUGGCUCCCGGAGAACUGGCAUAGCUGCAGAAUAUGAGUAGUUCCCCAAGAAGAGCGCAUUGCCUUUGGCACAAGGAUCAGAAUAAAGGUGAAUUGUUAAUACAUAGGGUUUUUCAGUAAAAAGUCACUGAAAAUUAUUCCUAGCUGUUUGAUGUACAGCACCUAGAGGCCUCGAACUAGGAUUCCCCAGGCUGUAUUCUACCUACAGAAUCUGUCAGGUGAAGGUAUAUUUUUUUCUUUUUAAUUUGGCUAGAAGCAAUUUAUUUUUAAAGAAAGUAUGUCUCCUCUGAAGAUACAUGGCCCUAUCAGAAUUCGAAGUAUGCAGACUGGGAUUACAAAAUGGAAAGAAGGAUCCUUUGAAGUUGUGGAAAAAGAGAAUAAAGUCAGCCUAGUAGUUCACUACAAUACUGGAGGAAUUCCAAGGAUAUUUCAGCUAAGUCAUAACAUUAAAAAUGUGGUGCUUCGACCCAGUGGAGCAAAACAAAGCCGCCUAAUGUUAACUCUACAAGAUAACAGCUUCUUGUCUAUUGAUAAAGUACCAAGUAAGGAUGCAGAGGAAAUGAGGUUGUUUCUGGAUGCAGUUCAUCAAAACAGACUUAAUGCAGCCAUGAAACCUUCUCAGGGUUCUGGUAGUUUUGGAGCUAUUCUGGGCAGCAGGACCUCACAGAAGGAAACCAACAGGCAGCUCUCUUACUCAGACAAUCAGGUCUCUUCAAAAAGAGGAAGUUUGGAAACUAAAGAUGAUAUUCCAUUUCGAAAAGUUCUUGGUAAUCCAGGUAGAGGAUCGAUAAAGGCCGCAGCAGGAAGUGGAGUAACUGCUACCCGGACAGUUCCCUCUUUGACAUCUACAUCCACACCUCUUAGAUCAGGGUUAUUAGAAAAUAGGACUGAAAAGAGGAAAAGAAUGCUAUCAUCUGGCUCAGAGCUGAAUGAAGAUUACCCUAAAGAAAAUGAUUCAUCGUCGAACAACAAGGCUAUGACAGAUCCCUCAAGAAAGUAUUUAACCAACAGUAGAGAGAAGCAGCUGAGUUUGAAACCGUCAGAAGAGAAUAGGACAUCAGGGCUUUUACCUUUGCAGUCAUCAUCUUUUUAUGGUAGCAGAGCUGCAUCCAAGGACUACUCUCCUGGCAGCACUAACCUAGACAGGACUAAUAUUUCAAGCCAAACUCCCUCUGCCAAAAGAAGUUUGGGAUUUCUUCCUCAGCCAGCUCCUCUUUCUGUUAAAAAACUGAGGUGUAACCAGGAUUACACCGGCUGGAACAAACCAAGAGUGCCCCUUUCCUCUCACCAACAGCAGCAACUGCAGGGCUUCUCCAAUUUGGGAAAUACCUGCUAUAUGAAUGCUAUUUUACAGUCUCUGUUUUCACUCCAAUCAUUUGCAAAUGACUUGCUCAAGCAAGGUAUCCCAUGGAAGAAAAUUCCACUCAACGCACUUAUCAGGCGCUUUGCACACUUGCUUGUUAAAAAAGAUAUCUGUAAUUCAGAGACGAAAAAAGAUUUACUCAAGAAGGUUAAAAAUGCCAUUUCAGCUACAGCAGAGAGAUUCUCUGGUUAUAUGCAGAAUGACGCUCAUGAAUUUUUAAGUCAGUGCUUAGACCAGCUGAAAGAGGAUAUGGAAAAAUUAAAUAAAACUUGGAAGACUGAACCUGUUCCUGGAGAAGAAAAUUCACCAGAUAUUUCAGCUACUAGAGUAUACACUUGCCCUGUUAUUACUAAUUUGGAGUUUGAAGUUCAGCACUCCAUCAUCUGUAAAGCAUGUGGCGAGAUUAUUCCCAAAAGAGAACAGUUUAAUGACCUCUCCAUUGACCUUCCUCGAAGGAAGAAGCCACUCCCUCCUCGUUCAGUUCAAGAUUCCCUUGAUCUUUUCUUUAGGGCAGAAGAACUUGAGUAUUCCUGUGAGAAGUGUGGUGGGAAAUGUGCUCUUGUCAGGCACAAAUUUAACAGGCUACCCAGGAUCCUCAUUCUUCAUUUGAAACGAUAUAGCUUCAAUGUUGCUCUCUCACUUAACAACAAGAUUGGGCAGCAAGUCAUCAUUCCAAGAUACCUGACCCUCUCAUCUCAUUGCACUGAAAAUACAAAACCACCCUUCAACCUUGGUUGGAGUGCACAAAUGGCAAUUUCUAGACCAUUGAAAGCCUCUCAAAUGGUGAAUUCCUGCAUCACCAGCCCUUCUACACCUUCAAAGAAUUUCACCUUCAAAUCCAAGAACUCCCUGGCUUUAUGCCUUGAUUCAGACAGUGAAGAUGAGCUUAAACGCUCUGUGGCCCUUAGCCAGAGACUUUGUGAAAUGUCAGGCAGUGAACAGCAGCAGGAAGACCUGGAAAAGGAUUCAAAAUCUUGCAGACUAGAACGUGAUAAGUCUGAAUUGGAAAACUCAGGAUUUGACGGAAUGAGUGAAGAAGAGCUUCUAGCAGCUGUUUUAGAGAUAAGUAAAAGAGAAGCUUCACCAUCUCUCAGUCAUGAAGAUGAUGAUAAACCAACCAGCAGCCCUGAUACUGGAUUUGCAGAAGAUGAUAUUCAAGAAAUGCCUGAAAAUCCAGACCCUGUGGAAACUGAGAAGCCAAAAACAGUCACAGAGCCCGAUCCUGCCAGUUUUACCGAGAUAACUAAAGACUGUGAUGAGAAUAAAGAAAACAAAACUCCAGAAGGAUCUCAAGGAGAGGUUGAUUGGCUCCAGCAGUAUGAUAUGGAGCGUGAGAGGGAGGAACAAGAGCUUCAGCAGGCAUUGGCUCAGAGCCUUCAAGAGCAAGAGGCUUGGGAACAGAAAGAAGAUGAUGACCUCAAAAGAGCUACGGAGUUAAGUCUUCAAGAGUUUAACAACUCUUUUCUGGAUUCAUUGGGCUCUGAUGAGGACUCUGGAAAUGAAGAUGUUUUAGAUAUGGAGUAUACAGAAGCUGAAGCUGAGGAACUGAAAAGAAAUGCUGAGACAGGAAAUCUUCCUCAUUCCUAUCGGCUCAUCAGUGUUGUCAGUCACAUUGGUAGCACUUCUUCUUCAGGUCAUUACAUUAGUGAUGUGUACGACAUUAAGAAGCAGGCUUGGUUUACUUAUAAUGACCUAGAGGUAUCUAAAAUCCAAGAGGCUUCUGUGCAGAGUGAUCGAGAUCGAAGUGGUUACAUCUUCUUUUAUAUGCACAAGGAGAUCUUUGAUGAGCUGCUGGAAACAGAAAAGACCUCUCAGGCACUUAGCAUGGAAGUGGGGAAGACCACUCGUCAGGCUUCAUGAGGAACAAACUCCUGGGUUGGCAGUGUGCACUGCAUAUUCUCUCUUACUGCCACCCACUUCUCUUUCCUCUGCCCGAGGAGAAUUUAGAACUCUACUUGAUGCGGGAGCAACAAACAGCUCAGGGCCAAACCAAAAGACGAAAACUGCAAUUAUGCGGAACGCUCCAUUAAUUGUUUUAUGGAAACUUUGGUCUCACAUCUGUAGCUGAUUAUCCUUUUUUUCUCCUACAAGAGUGGCACUUCCUUUUGUCUUAGGAAUACAUGUUGUAAAUAUAUAUAUAUAUGUACAUACACACACACACAUACACACACAUAUAUGUGGAAUGAAUGGAGCCUUAAAGAGUUAGGAUAGCCCACCAGAAUAUGCCUGCUCAAAAUUAAUAGCACAGCAGUUUGGAGACGAAAUAAAGUUGUCAAAGAGUCCAUUCACCUGAGAAAUGUGUGAAGAUAUACAUAUCAUUUGGCAUUUAGCUUUUAUGUUCCUUGAGUAGUUUCACUCAAGUCUGUAAUCUUUCAUGUGUGUUUCCUAUUAGUAAAGUUCACUGGAAAGCCAGCUCUCCAUGUUACACUAAUGACAGUUUGUCCUCCUGACAAAGGAGGGACAUUUCUGCCACCUGACUUGAGGAGCUUUUUUAAAAAAAUUAUUUCAUGGAUUUGUAAUGCUUUUGCUGUUUACAUGCAGUCCCAAGAAAUGGAUUGUUGGUGCUUUGGAAUGUGUUAUGUUCCCACAUUUGGUAUUCAUUGUACACUUUGUAUUUUCUUUAAAGAGAUUCCUUCACACAGUAUUUUCAUUGUAUAUCAUCUAUAUUAUUACCGUGGUGAAGAUAGAAUCUUUUAUUUUUCUUCUGUGUCAUUCUUCCAUGGAGCAAGCAUUACCCUAACAGACUGCAGCCAAAACUUUAAGAGGUAGGAAAGUGAUGUUGUCCCAGUUGGGACUCCCCUACAAGAUUACCUAGAGAAUAAGAAGAAUGCUAGCAUCUCUGUCUCCCACACAGAGAGAGGUCAGGAGGAGUAUUGUGUUAAAGCUGAAACUCUGGACCACUAAAGCUGAAAGCCCUGCUUCAAGGGUGAAAUUAAGCACAUGAGCUAUAGGAUAAAGCUUAAACAUACAACCAUUUGCUGUCUGGCUUUGCCCUUAAAACAGGAUGAGAAUUAAAAUAUGAUUGGUUUAGGUAAUUCCAAGAACUAACAAAUAACAAAGGUGCAUAAUUAUCUUUUUAGGUGCUUUGAGUUGAGGUUAAAUGGGGUUCAGCAUUAAGUGCUAUGUUAGUCACUCAGCUGACAUAACCAGCUUGGUUAAGCAGCUUCUGAAACCAUAUAAAGAAUGAGUUUGAGAGCAGAAUUUUGUUCGUAAAAUAAUUUUGUGAGCCCAGGAAUCAUUAGGAUCACACAGAGUUAAGUAUAGCAAAAUGAAACCUUCAACAUUUUCUUUCAUUUUUAAGUCCAACAUCACAGAAGAUGUAACAUCUUUUCUGGAAGAUUGCCUUCAGAGAGCUCCAGCCCUACUCUUGAAACUUGGAUGUGUUCUGACAUAGUAACCUAUUCUAAAAUAUUGACUCUUUGAAUUAUAAAUGGCCCCAGCACUUUUGCUUAACUACUGAUAAAAGCUUUGUCUCCUACCAUUUACCUACCUGUUAAUGUAGUGAACGUUCCAAAGUGGUACGGUGGUAGGAUAUGCAGGAGUAGUAUAGAGCAGAGGAAAAUACUUGUUUAAAAAACUAGCUUUUAAAAUUUUGUUUAUUUCCACUGGGGAGCCUUUUUUUUUUUUUUUCUUGAAAAUAACUGGUUUUCUCAUAUGUGAGUGAAGUGAUAAUCAAAUUCUUUAGCUGUUUAUUAGUUCACUGUGUCUGUAUUUGAGAGCUUUUGAGAGAUGCUGUUAAAAAUGAUUGGGAAUGAUUGACAUGAGUGGGUGCAUUUAGGGCAUUUAAACAAAUAAAUAUAAUUCCAUAAGCCUAGGUUGCCCAUGAAGUACCCUCGUUUGACUUGCUUUUCAUAGCUUGUGUGUGUGUAUGGUUUAGAAGUACACUUGGCUUGAACCUAAUUUGAUUUGCUCUUCUUGUCUCAGGCAGGAAUUAUUAGUUGAAAAAAGUAGAUGCGUUAUGUCACUGCUCAUAAACUUGCAAGUUUGGGACUUGAAAUUUCCUUGAUGUCUGUCUAUUGUUUUGGCCUGGUCAGCCUUCCUCUCUCCCUUCACUCCUUCAACUAUUACCCCUUUCACUACAAAGUUACUUUCUCAUUUUGGUUCAGUGAAGGAUUAAUGACUACACAUGGAGAGUUCAGCUGGACCAUGUUGAUGGAGUUUUGUUUUUUUGAGCUGACUGUAUGUAUUUAAAAAUUACAAGGAGAUAAUAUUUUUUGUGCAGUUUGCUCAGAAUUGGGGAAUGGGGCAUUUGGCAUGUUGGUGCCCGAAAGGGACAAGUUAGAUAGGGAUAGAGAGCUUCAGUUCCAGGCAGCUUGCACAAUAAGUAAAAUUCCUAUUGAAAAUACCAAAUAUGUUACAUUACUUUAAAUGACUUUGAAUUGGAACUUGACAGUUCUUAGUUCUACACAGAAGUGAUCCUAAUUGGAAUUUUUUGAAAGGGAAAGCUAAACUAAAAUUCAAACUUGUUGAUUAUUAUCACCUAAUAUUAUUACAGAGGAUUGGAAAGUUGCAUGUGCCCAGAUGCUGCUAUCACUUUAGAAGCCCUGACUAUAAUUUAGGCCUAUAAGGAGAUAGAUUCUGUUUUGUAGGGAAUAUAUUUAUG